GAGAGUGAAGCAAAUUAAUUAGGAAAUGGGAAGGAGCCCUUGUUGUGAUGAAAGUGGCCUCAAAAAAGGCCCUUGGACCCCUGAAGAAGACCAAAAGCUCAUCAAACAUAUCAAAAAUCAUGGCCAUGGUAGCUGGAGAGCCCUCCCUAAACUCGCCGGGUUAAAUAGAUGUGGGAAGAGCUGUAGAUUGAGGUGGACAAACUACUUGAGGCCUGAUAUAAAGAGAGGAAAAUUCUCUCAAGAAGAAGAGCAAACUAUUCUCAAUCUCCAUUCUGUCCUUGGAAACAAGUGGUCGGCAAUUGCAAGUCAUUUACCGGGACGAACAGACAAUGAAAUCAAGAAUUUUUGGAAUACCCAUUUGAAGAAAAAGCUUAUUCAGAUGGGUUUUGAUCCAAUGACCCACCGUCCUCGAACUGACAUAUUUUCAAGUUUGCCACACAUUAUAGCCUUGGCUAGUCUUAAAGAGCUAAUGGAGAAUCCUUCAUGGGAAGAACAAGCAUUGAGAUUACAAGCAGAAGCUCUUCAAAUGGCUAAGUGUCAAUACCUUCAAUACCUCCUUCAACCACCUUCAUUAACCAACAUUAAUCAUAAUACUAAUAAUAAUAAUCCUACUGAAAUUGAAAUUAUGAAUUUAAUCAACUCUCUUUCUUCUCCUCUCUUUGAAAACCAAAUGAUGACUCAAACUAAUAAUAAUCCUGUCCAACCACUCGGUACUGACUCAGUGGGCCUCCUCUUUUCCCAUUUGCCAAGCUUGGAAGUAGUUCCAAAUAAUACAAAUACUUACGAAACGACGCCGUUCAUUGCCAAGGAAAUGUACUCACAAAAUAAUGAAGUUUGUGAUCCUAAUAAUACUCCAUGGCAACUGUCUUCUUCUUCCACCGCCCCAUCGCCACCGUCCGUCGCUCCGCCGAUGAAUAUUAUUCAUGACGGACCUUCUUCAAACAGCAAUAAUUAUGGAGAUGCAUGUAGCAGUUCAAGCUUUGGCGGAUCAUCUGGUUCCAUUUGGCCGGACCACCUCCUCCUUGAAGACGCUUUGUUUCAUGAUAUUCCUUCGCUUUAA
This is a messenger RNA of Benincasa hispida (wax gourd), 1060 nucleotides long. Its product is annotated as transcription factor MYB53-like. The record is from RefSeq and is a predicted model, not a curated record. Lineage: Eukaryota; Viridiplantae; Streptophyta; Magnoliopsida; Cucurbitales; Cucurbitaceae.